UACAGUGCAUUUGACAAUUUAUUUAGACCCAUUUACUUUCUCCAUUUUGUUACUUUACAGCCUUAUUCUGAAACUGAGUACAUUUUGUCAAUUGACACACACUUGACUUAGUCUCCCUGCCACUGAAAAACAUCCACACAGUAUGAUGCUGCCACCUAUGCUUCACCAAAGGGAUGGUGCCAGGUUUCCGCUAGACCUGAUGCUUAGCAUUCAGGCCGUCGUGUUCAAUCUUGGAUUCGUAAGACCAGAUAAUCUUGUUUCUCAUGGUCAGUCCUUUAGGUGCCUUUUGACAAACUCCAAGCAGGCUGUCAUGUGCCUUUUACUGAGGAGUGGCUUCUGUCUGGCCACUGCCAUAAAGGCCUGAUUGGUGGAGUGCUGCAGAGUUGGUUGUUCUUCUGGAAGGUUCUAUCCCCAGAAGAACUCUGGAGCUCUGUCAGUGUGGCCAUCAGGUUCAUGGUCACGGCCCUGACCAAGGCCCUUCUCCCGAUUUGGCCGGGCAGCCAGCUCUAGGAAGAGUCUUGCUGGUUCCAAACCUCUUUUCAUUUUAAGAAUGAUGGAGAUCACUGUGUUCUUGGGGGAACUUCAAUGCUGCAGGCUUUUUUUAUUUUUUUUAGUACCCUUCCUCAGAUCUGUGCCUUGACACAAUCUAGUCUCGGAGCUUUACGGACAAUUCCUUCAACCUCAUGGCUUGGUUUUGCUCUGACAUGCACUGUCAGCUGUGGGACCUUUUUAUAUAGAUAGGUGUGUGCCUUUUCCAAAUCAUGUCCAAUCAAUUACGGUAAAUAACGGUAAAUAAUAAUAAUUGAAUUUACCACCGGUGGACUCCCAAGUUUUAGAAACAUCUCAAGGAUAUUCAAUGGAAACAGGAUGCACCUGAGCUCAAUUUAGUCUCAUAGCAAAGGGUCUGAAAUACUUUUUAUUUUUUACAUUUUCAGACAUUUCUUAACAUGUUUUUGCUUUGUCAUUAUGGAGUAUUGUGUGUAGCUUGAUGAGGAGCAAAAAUGUAUUUAAUCCAUUUUAGAAUAAGGCUGUAACGUAACCAAUGUCUAAAGGGAAGGGGUCUGAAUACUUUCCCAAUGCAAUGUAUAUACCUUAAUAUUUAAGUUGCGUAAGUUUUAACUUGCAAUCCCUUUAUUACUAAGUCAUAGUUAAGUAAGGCUGAGAAACAAUGCCCACUGCUAAUUAAGUCAAUCAUAUUUAUUUGUGUGUAUGUAUGUGUAAUAUAUAUAUAUAUAUAUAUAUAUAUGUAAUAUUUGGUAUUUCCUUGUAGUUAGGAACAUAUUUCACCCAUCCAGGAUUGACUAUAAACAUGAUGCCAGUUAACAUGAAGGGUAAUGGGCCCAAAUGUAUGUUGAAGGUGCAUUUUGCCUUCAGAAAGUAUUCAAAAUGGAUUAAAUAUUUUUGUUCUCACCCAUCUACACACAAUACCUCAAUGACAUGUUUUUACAACUGUAUUAAAGGAAAUGCAGCAAUAUUCCAUUUAAAUAAAUAUUCACACCCCUGAGUCAGUAUGUGUUAGAAUCGCCUUUGGCAGUGAUUACAGCUGUGAGUUUUUCUGGGUAAGUCUAAGCUUUGGACACCUGGAUUGCACAAUAUUUGCACAUUUCUCUCUCAAAUUAUUCAAACUCUGUCAAGUUGGUUGUUGAUCGUUGCUAGAUAGCCAUUUUCAAGUUUUGCCGUAGAUUCUAAAGCAGAUUUAAGUAAACUGUGACUAGGCCACUCAGGAACAUUGUGUUGUCUUGGUAAGAAACUACAGUGUAUAUUUGGCCUUUGUGUUUUAGGUUAUUGUCCUGCUGAAAGUUGAAUUUGUCUUUUGGAAAGCAGACUGAACCAGGUUUCCCUCUAGGAUUUUGCCUGUGCUUAGCUCUAUUCCACUUAUUUUUAUCCUAAAAAAAAUUCAGUCCUUGCCGAUGACGGGCAUACCCAUAACAUGAUGCAGCCACCACCAUGCUUAAAAUUUGGAGUGGUACUCUGAUGUGUUGUUGGAUUUGUCCCAAACUUUAUGUCCUGAAUACAAAGCAUUAUGUUAAGUUCUUUGGCACAUUUUUGGCAUUUUUACUUUAGUGUGUUAUUGCAAACAAGAUGCACGUUUUGUGUGUAGGCUAGUGACACAUCUACAUUUCAAAUUCAAGCUGUAACACAAUACAUGGAAAAAGUAAAGGGGUGUGAAGGCACUGUACAUCACAAUAUUGGUUGCACAAACCCAGGUAGCAACAGUUAUGUUGUUGGUAAAGAUUUUUUAUUGGUGAGUUUUACCUUCCGUAUAUCAUAUUUACAGUGACGUUCUCAUGACCAGAGAUGUCUCAAAGCUGUAAGUUAAUCAUUUUCCGGGAAGGAUAAUUUUUGCGCAGUUUGUUUCAACAUAAGGGUUGGUGUUAAUUGCACAGGAAGUCUUUGGUCACACAGGAAGUCUUUGGUCACGGUUGCAGAAAUAGGAAAAUGUUUUAGAAGAAUGAAACAUGACAUGCUAUAAUUCUAGCCAGCACUUGACAUCAUACAGUGUAUUGGGAGGAGGUAAACGGUUUCCUGAACAUUUUAUAUGAAAGUUUGUUUAAAGUGGACUCUGGAGGAGGGACUUUGAAGAACCAUGUCUGGCAAGAAGUCAAGAAAAGUGAGAAUGGGAUCAUCACGUCAACCCCGUCAGAAUCAAGAGGAACAUGAGACUAACAAAGAUGAUGAUGGGUCCCAAAUGUUGUCAAAGGAAAGGAAAGUCAUUGAAGUUGGGGCUGAUUCAGUUUCAGUGAUACUCCAAACGGACCUUGUCUCAUCAGAUAACUUAUCAACAAUAACACAACAGCACACAGAAAUAAAUAAUCCACCAUUAAAUGACGUCACAGAGUCACAUCUGUCUCAACCUGUAAACCCAUAUCUUCUAAAAUCACUUGACACUGCAGGGAAGAGAAGGAAAAUGGGGUCUACUCGUCAGAAUAAAAGAAAACCAGAGGAGACAGACUUUGGGGAGAAACAAGACGCCAAAACUGGAGACGCAGAAAAAUCCCUACAACUUCAGACGUCCAUUGCAGUUAUGGAAUCCUGGUCCUACAGCAACACAGAAGAGCUCCUGGAUCCAAAAGAAAGUGAAAAGGACACUGAGAGGCUUUUGUUUGCUUCUAACACACUCGACCAACCGGAUGUCAGAUGUAAAGAGGAAGUUGGUGAGGAUAUUGAACCUGGUAAUGAAGCUGUGGCUAGUUAUAGCAGUGAAUUGCUUCAAGAUACUCUUGGAACCAAAUCACUCUUGCAUCUGCCCCUAGACCUUGCGUUGCAAGUUGUUCAUGGAUUCGCUGCUGAACCCAUAACAGAGGAGUUGAAGAAAGAGGAAGAGAGGAGGCAGGAAAGUGAGCAUGCCGAGGUGGAGUCCUCCACAUUUCUCAGCUCUAGGCAUUCAUUAGAUCAAUCCCUUGAGUCAGACACUUUAACCAACACAGAAGAGUUUGAGUCAUUCAAUAACACAAUAAUCCUCCAAAGUGGAGAAGGUCAAGAGAAACUUGAACCUGUUGUAAAUGAGUCAGAAUUGCAAGAUGAUAUUAACUCUACUGGUCCAGGCAAUCAGGAAACAUUGCACCAAAGAGAUGAAGAUGAGAACUUUGUUAAUCUGAUAGUUGAGGAAAAUAUUGUACUGGCAAAUAUAACUCAUUUUAGACAACCAGACCAUGUAGAAAGCUAUGAACCUGAACAGAGUGAGGAUAUUACCUGCUUUUUACAAUCAACCCCCUCAGACAGCUCUUUGGGUCAUGACAAAAGUGCUCAAUCAGAAUCCAGGAGAAGAAAGAUGGGUUCAACUCGCAGGAAUCCUAGAGGUAGACAUGAGGAGGAAGAACAUGGAGAGAGUAAGAUGCGUAGAUAUCGUCACCUUUAUGAUGAGGGAGAAGAGGUCAUAUUGGGAAAAGAAGAAAUGUUUGGCAUCGAAGAGACUGAGUUUGAAAUAUCUAUGGAGCCUAAAGAUAGCGCCAGUGUAGACGAGAAAGAAGGAGAGCAGAUGGAAAAGGAGAAUUUCCAAACAGAGGAAGACACAGAAAACAUAGAAGAGACAGGAAGGAGGUUAGAGUGGGACAUGGGAACAGUGGGAGGAUCUGGUGUUGAAACAUCGGAAGAGUCUCUGAUGUUAUUGGAACGGGAGCAUGGAGCAGAUGAGGAGAAGAAAGGAAUGGAAGAAGAAAGUCUGAUUGAACCCACCCCUUUUGAUCAAUACAUCGAUUCAUUUGGUAUUGCAGAUCAAUUAUAUAAACAAGAGAAAGGCAACAGAUUCACUGUAGACUCUGUCAAUACAGAAACUGAGAGCAACAAUGAAGCAAGCAUGGCCCACAUAGUUGACCCAAGAGCGCCAUUCAGUGUUGGACUGGACCAAUCAGGAGACACUUUACUCAGGGAGGAAGAGGUUAGUGAUUUCACACUGCUUGUGAAUAAUUCUGAAGUGAGCAAGAGCAGCCAAAUAGCAUAUGACUGUGCUCUUACACUAGAGUCAGAUGACACUUUCAGCACUGAUCCCAAAAUCUCUCCUAGUCAACUCAUCCAAACUCCCUGUAUGGAAAUCACUAACCCCUUUCUCAACCCAUUAUUACCGCAGAGUAUUCAGGGGAAUGAGGAGGAUGCAAACACUGACCCCAAUACCACAGGGGGACUGGACACAUCAGAGGUCAUUUUACUCAGUGAAGAGGAAAUGAGUGAUCAUGUGCCGCUUGUAAAUGAAGUGAGUGUCAGUAGCCAAAUGACGUGUGAUGAUAGAACUCUCACAACAGAGCCCUGCCAAACAGAUGAGGCUUUGAGCACUGAUCCCAAUAUCUCUGCUAGUCAACUCAACCAAACUCCAUACUCGGAUGAAAGCCAUAACUCUUUUCCCAAUUCACUCUUACUGCAGAGUGUUCAGGACCAAGGUGAUAAUGCAGCAAACACCGACUCCAAUCAGAGUCCUUCUCCAAGCAGGAGGAGAAAGAUGGGGUCGACUCGUAGGCAUCCUAGAGGUGUACAAAGAGAAGAGGAAGGCACAGAGGAGAAACAAGAAGGGGAAAUAGAAAGCACAGAGGAGAUAGAAGACAAGAGAGAAAACAUGGAUGCAGUGGAAGGUUCUUGCAUGGAGUUUGAAAUGUUGAUGGAAUCUAAGGAUGGAGCUGGUAAUGAGAAGAAUGAAGGAGAAGAGAGAAAUGAGGAGACUGUCCUGACUGACCUCAGCUGGUCAUUCAGUACUUCAAAUCAAGAGGGAAGAAACAUAGAGGCUGACAAUAUAGAAAGUGAGAGCCAAUCAAUUAUAAAGGAAUCAAUGGACACAAAACUCUUGCUUCUACGUGAAGCAGAGUUGACUCAGAUUAGUCAAACUCUUCACAACCCUUACCCUGAUGUUCCUACUAGAGAGUCAUAUGACUCCUACCUGACCGAUGACACACUGAACUCAAAUCCUGCCAUCACUGGUUUGCAACACAAAGGAACAUCAUUGGAGGAAACACUUGAUGAAUCAAGAGGAAACACUGACUCCCCUCCAGAUCCACCCUCACUGCAGAGUUCUCUUGGUCCAGAGGAAACAGCAGAGGUAGAAUCCUACACUCCAGGGAGGAAAAGGAAGAUCGGUUCCACUCGCAGCAAGACUCAUCGAGGUAGAAAAGGAGAGGAGAGAAGAGAGGAGGGACAGGAGGAGGAGGAGAAAGGAGAAGACACAGAUGUUAUAGGAGAGGUGGGAGAUGUCAUUAUAACAGCAGAAAUGGAUUCUAGCAUAGAAAAGACUGAGCUUGUAGAGCUUGAGGAACUUCUAGAAAAAGUGACAGAGGAGCAGGCGAUGGGAGACCCAGUGAUCAUAGUAGUGGAGGGAGAGGUCAACAUAGUAGUAGAAGGAGAAUCUGGCAUCGAAAAGUCUGAGCUUGUAGAACAUACAGAAAAAGUUGGAGAGGCGGAGGAGAUAGAAGUAGAAGUGAAAAUAGUCGCAGAGAGCGAGAGCAACCAAACUCCCUCUGACACAGCAGCUCUUACAGUAGAGGCCCAAGAGUCAGGUGACAUGGUUUGUAUAGAGCCAUAUAUAACAUCACAAUACAUGGAAGACAAUAAUCCCUCAUUAAAUGACCUCACAGAAUUUAAUCUGUCUCAAACUGAAAACCCAUAUCUGCUGGAAUCACCUGACACUGCAAAGAAGAGAAGGAAAAGGGGUUCUACUCGUCGGAAUAAAGGUAAACAAGCAGAGACAGACUUUGGGGAGAAACAAGACGCCAAAACUGGAGACGCAGAAAAAUCCCUACAACUUCAGACGUCCAUUGCAGUUGUGGAAUCCUGGUCCUACAGCAACACAGAAGAGCUCCUGGGUCCAAAAGAAAGUGAAACGGACACUGAGAGUUUUUUGUUUGCUUCUAACACACUCGACCAACCGGAUGUCAGAUGUAAAGAGGAAGUUGGUGAGGAUAUUGAACCUGGUAGUGAAGCUGUGGCUAGUUAUAGCAGUGAAUUGCUUCAAGAUACUCUUGGAACCAAAUCACUCUUGCAUCUGCCCCUAGACCUUGCGUUGCAAGUUGUUCAUGGAUUCGCUGCUGAACCCAUAACAGAGGAGUUGAAGAAAGAGGAAGAGAGGAGGCAGGAAAGUGAGCAUGCCGAGGUGGAGUCCUCCACAUUUCUCAGCUCUAGGCAUUCAUUAGAUCAAUCCCUUGAGUCAGACACUUUAACCAACACAGAAGAGUUUGAGUCAUUCAAUAACACAAUAAUCCUCCAAAGUGGAGAAGGUCAAGAGAAACUUGAACCUGUUGUAAAUGAGUCAGAAUUGCAAGAUGAUAUUAACUCUACUGGUCCAGGCAAUCAGGAAACAUUGCACCAAAGAGAUGAAGAUGAGAACUUUGUUAAUCUGAUAGUUGAGGAAAAUAUUGUACUGGCAAAUAUAACUCAUUUUAGACAACCAUACCAUGUAGAAAGCUAUGAACCUGAACAAAGUGAGGAUAUUACCUGCUUUUUACAAUCAACCCCCUCAGACAGCUCUUUGGGUCAUGACAAAAGUGCUCAAUCAGAAUCCAGGAGAAGAAAGAUGGGUUCAACUCGCAGGAAUCCUAGAGGUAGACAUGAGGAGGAAGAACAUGGAGAGAGUAAGAUGCGUAGAUAUCGUCACCUUUAUGAUGAGGGAGAAGAGGUCAUAUUGGGAAAAGAAGAAAUGUUUGGCAUCGAAGAGACUGAGUUUGAAAUAUCUAUGGAGCCUAAAGAUAGCGCCAGUGUAGACGAGAAAGAAGGAGAGCAGAUGGAAAAGGAGAAUUUCCAAACAGAGGAAGACACAGAAAACAUAGAAGAGACAGGAAGGAGGUUAGAGUGGGACAUGGGAACAGUGGAAGGAUCUGGUGUUGAAACAUCGGAAAAGUCUCUGAUGUUAUUGGAACGGGAGCAUGGAGCAGAUGAGGAGAAGAAAGGAAUGGAAGAAGAAAGUCUGAUUGAACCCACCCCUUUUGAUCAAUACAUCGAUUCAUUUGGUAUUGCAGAACAAUUAUAUAACCAAGAGAAAGGCAACAGAUUCACUGUAGACUCUGUCAAUACAGAAACUGAGAGCAACAAUGAAGCAAGCAUGGCCCACAUAGUUGACCCAAGAGCGCCAUUCAGUGUUGGACUGGACCAAUCAGGAGACACUUUACUCAGGGAGGAAGAGGUUAGUGAUUUCACACUGCUUGUGAAUAAUUCUGAAGUGAGCAAGAGCAGCCAAAUAGCAUAUGACUGUGCUCUUACACUAGAGUCAGAUGACACUUUCAGCACUGAUCCCAAAAUCUCUCCUAGUCAACUCAUCCAAACUCCCUGUAUGGAAAUCACUAACCCCUUUCUCAACCCAUUAUUACCGCAGAGUAUUCAGGGGAAUGAGGAGGAUGCAAACACUGACCCCAAUACCACAGGGGGACUGGACACAUCAGAGGUCAUUUUACUCAGUGAAGAGGAAAUGAGUGAUCAUGUGCCGCUUGUAAAUGAAGUGAGUGUCAGUAGCCAAAUGACGUGUGAUGAUAGAACUCUCACAACAGAGCCCUGCCAAACAGAUGAGGCUUUGAGCACUGAUCCCAAUAUCUCUGCUAGUCAACUCAACCAAACUCCAUACUCGGAUGAAAGCCAUAACUCUUUUCCCAAUUCACUCUUACUGCAGAGUGUUCAGGACCAAGGUGAUAAUGCAGCAAACACCGACUCCAAUCAGAGUCCUUCUCCAAGCAGGAGGAGAAAGAUGGGGUCGACUCGUAGGCAUCCUAGAGGUGUACAAAGAGAAGAGGAAGGCACAGAGGAGAAACAAGAAGGGGAAAUAGAAAGCACAGAGGAGAUAGAUGACAAGAGAGAAAAUAUGGAUGCAGUGGAAGGUUCUUGCAUGGAGUUUGAAAUGUUGAUGGAAUCUAAGGAUGGAGCUGGUAAUGAGAAGAAUGAAGGAGAAGAGAGAAAUGAGGAGACUGUCCUGACUGACCUCAGCUGGUCAUUCAGUACUUCAAAUCAAGAGGGAAGAAACAUAGAGGCUGACAAUAUAGAAAGUGAGAGCCAAUCAAUUAUAAAGGAAUCAAUGGACACAAAACUCUUGCUUCUACGUGAAGCAGAGUUGACUCAGAUUAGUCAAACUCUUCACAACCCUUACCCUGAUGUUCCUACUAGAGAGUCAUAUGACUCCUACCUGACCGAUGACACACUGAACUCAAAUCCUGCCAUCACUGGUUUGCAACACAAAGGAACAUCAUUGGAGGAAACACUUGAUGAAUCAAGAGGAAACACUGACUCCCCUCCAGAUCCACCCUCACUGCAGAGUUCUCUUGGUCCAGAGGAAACAGCAGAGGUAGAAUCCUACACUCCAGGGAGGAAAAGGAAGAUCGGUUCCACUCGCAGCAAGACUCAUCGAGGUAGAAAAGGAGAGGAGAGAAGAGAGGAGGGACAGGAGGAGGAGGAGAAAGGAGAAGACACAGAUGUUAUAGGAGAGGUGGGAGAUGUCAUUAUAACAGCAGAAAUGGAUUCUAGCAUAGAAAAGACUGAGCUUGUAGAGCUUGAGGAACUUCUAGAAAAAGUGACAGAGGAGCAGGCGAUGGGAGACCCAGUGAUCAUAGUAGUGGAGGGAGAGGUCAACAUAGUAGUAGAAGGAGAAUCUGGCAUCGAAAAGUCUGAGCUUGUAGAACAUACAGAAAAAGUUGGAGAGGCGGAGGAGAUAGAAGUAGAAGUGAAAAUAGUCGCAGAGAGCGAGAGCAACCAAACUCCCUCUGACACAGCAGCUCUUACAGUAGAGGCCCAAGAGUCAGGUGACAUGGUUUGUAUAGAGCCAUAUAUAACAUCACAAUACAUGGAAGACAAUAAUCCCUCAUUAAAUGACCUCACAGAAUUUAAUCUGUCUCAAACUGAAAACCCAUAUCUGCUGGAAUCACCUGACACUGCAAAGAAGAGAAGGAAAAGGGGUUCUACUCGUCGGAAUAAAGGUAAACAAGCAGAGACAGACUUUGGGGAGAAACAAGACGCCAAAACUGGAGACGCAGAAAAAUCCCUACAACUUCAGACGUCCAUUGCAGUUGUGGAAUCCUGGUCCUACAGCAACACAGAAGAGCUCCUGGGUCCAAAAGAAAGUGAAACGGACACUGAGAGUUUUUUGUUUGCUUCUAACACACUCGACCAACCGGAUGUCAGAUGUAAAGAGGAAGUUGGUGAGGAUAUUGAACCUGGUAGUGAAGCUGUGGCUAGUUAUAGCAGUGAAUUGCUUCAAGAUACUCUUGGAACCAAAUCACUCUUGCAUCUGCCCCUAGACCUUGCGUUGCAAGUUGUUCAUGGAUUCGCUGCUGAACCCAUAACAGAGGAGUUGAAGAAAGAGGAAGAGAGGAGGCAGGAAAGUGAGCAUGCCGAGGUGGAGUCCUCCACAUUUCUCAGCUCUAGGCAUUCAUUAGAUCAAUCCCUUGAGUCAGACACUUUAACCAACACAGAAGAGUUUGAGUCAUUCAAUAACACAAUAAUCCUCCAAAGUGGAGAAGGUCAAGAGAAACUUGAACCUGUUGUAAAUGAGUCAGAAUUGCAAGAUGAUAUUAACUCUACUGGUCCAGGCAAUCAGGAAACAUUGCACCAAAGAGAUGAAGAUGAGAACUUUGUUAAUCUGAUAGUUGAGGAAAAUAUUGUACUGGCAAAUAUAACUCAUUUUAGACAACCAUACCAUGUAGAAAGCUAUGAACCUGAACAAAGUGAGGAUAUUACCUGCUUUUUACAAUCAACCCCCUCAGACAGCUCUUUGGGUCAUGACAAAAGUGCUCAAUCAGAAUCCAGGAGAAGAAAGAUGGGUUCAACUCGCAGGAAUCCUAGAGGUAGACAUGAGGAGGAAGAACAUGGAGAGAGUAAGAUGCGUAGAUAUCGUCACCUUUAUGAUGAGGGAGAAGAGGUCAUAUUGGGAAAAGAAGAAAUGUUUGGCAUCGAAGAGACUGAGUUUGAAAUAUCUAUGGAGCCUAAAGAUAGCGCCAGUGUAGACGAGAAAGAAGGAGAGCAGAUGGAAAAGGAGAAUUUCCAAACAGAGGAAGACACAGAAAACAUAGAAGAGACAGGAAGGAGGUUAGAGUGGGACAUGGGAACAGUGGAAGGAUCUGGUGUUGAAACAUCGGAAAAGUCUCUGAUGUUAUUGGAACGGGAGCAUGGAGCAGAUGAGGAGAAGAAAGGAAUGGAAGAAGAAAGUCUGAUUGAACCCACCCCUUUUGAUCAAUACAUCGAUUCAUUUGGUAUUGCAGAACAAUUAUAUAACCAAGAGAAAGGCAACAGAUUCACUGUAGACUCUGUCAAUACAGAAACUGAGAGCAACAAUGAAGCAAGCAUGGCCCACAUAGUUGACCCAAGAGCGCCAUUCAGUGUUGGACUGGACCAAUCAGGAGACACUUUACUCAGGGAGGAAGAGGUUAGUGAUUUCACACUGCUUGUGAAUAAUUCUGAAGUGAGCAAGAGCAGCCAAAUAGCAUAUGACUGUGCUCUUACACUAGAGUCAGAUGACACUUUCAGCACUGAUCCCAAAAUCUCUCCUAGUCAACUCAUCCAAACUCCCUGUAUGGAAAUCACUAACCCCUUUCUCAACCCAUUAUUACCGCAGAGUAUUCAGGGGAAUGAGGAGGAUGCAAACACUGACCCCAAUACCACAGGGGGACUGGACACAUCAGAGGUCAUUUUACUCAGUGAAGAGGAAAUGAGUGAUCAUGUGCCGCUUGUAAAUGAAGUGAGUGUCAGUAGCCAAAUGACGUGUGAUGAUAGAACUCUCACAACAGAGCCCUGCCAAACAGAUGAGGCUUUGAGCACUGAUCCCAAUAUCUCUGCUAGUCAACUCAACCAAACUCCAUACUCGGAUGAAAGCCAUAACUCUUUUCCCAAUUCACUCUUACUGCAGAGUGUUCAGGACCAAGGUGAUAAUGCAGCAAACACCGACUCCAAUCAGAGUCCUUCUCCAAGCAGGAGGAGAAAGAUGGGGUCGACUCGUAGGCAUCCUAGAGGUGUACAAAGAGAAGAGGAAGGCACAGAGGAGAAACAAGAAGGGGAAAUAGAAAGCACAGAGGAGAUAGAUGACAAGAGAGAAAAUAUGGAUGCAGUGGAAGGUUCUUGCAUGGAGUUUGAAAUGUUGAUGGAAUCUAAGGAUGGAGCUGGUAAUGAGAAGAAUGAAGGAGAAGAGAGAAAUGAGGAGACUGUCCUGACUGACCUCAGCUGGUCAUUCAGUACUUCAAAUCAAGAGGGAAGAAACAUAGAGGCUGACAAUAUAGAAAGUGAGAGCCAAUCAAUUAUAAAGGAAUCAAUGGACACAAAACUCUUGCUUCUACGUGAAGCAGAGUUGACUCAGAUUAGUCAAACUCUUCACAACCCUUACCCUGAUGUUCCUACUAGAGAGUCAUAUGACUCCUACCUGACCGAUGACACACUGAACUCAAAUCCUGCCAUCACUGGUUUGCAACACAAAGGAACAUCAUUGGAGGAAACACUUGAUGAAUCAAGAGGAAACACUGACUCCCCUCCAGAUCCACCCUCACUGCAGAGUUCUCUUGGUCCAGAGGAAACAGCAGAGGUAGAAUCCUACACUCCAGGGAGGAAAAGGAAGAUCGGUUCCACUCGCAGCAAGACUCAUCGAGGUAGAAAAGGAGAGGAGAGAAGAGAGGAGGGACAGGAGGAGGAGGAGAAAGGAGAAGACACAGAUGUUAUAGGAGAGGUGGGAGAUGUCAUUAUAACAGCAGAAAUGGAUUCUAGCAUAGAAAAGACUGAGCUUGUAGAGCUUGAGGAACUUCUAGAAAAAGUGACAGAGGAGCAGGCGAUGGGAGACCCAGUGAUCAUAGUAGUGGAGGGAGAGGUCAACAUAGUAGUAGAAGGAGAAUCUGGCAUCGAAAAGUCUGAGCUUGUAGAACAUACAGAAAAAGUUGGAGAGGCGGAGGAGAUAGAAGUAGAAGUGAAAAUAGUCGCAGAGAGCGAGAGCAACCAAACUCCCUCUGACACAGCAGCUCUUACAGUAGAGGCCCAAGAGUCAGGUGACAUGGUUUGUAUAGAGCCAUAUAUAACAUCACAAUACAUGGAAGACAAUAAUCCCUCAUUAAAUGACCUCACAGAAUUUAAUCUGUCUCAAACUGAAAACCCAUAUCUGCUGGAAUCACCUGACACUGCAAAGAAGAGAAGGAAAAGGGGUUCUACUCGUCGGAAUAAAGGUAAACAAGCAGAGACAGACUUUGGGGAGAAACAAGACGCCAAAACUGGAGACGCAGAAAAAUCCCUACAACUUCAGACGUCCAUUGCAGUUGUGGAAUCCUGGUCCUACAGCAACACAGAAGAGCUCCUGGGUCCAAAAGAAAGUGAAACGGACACUGAGAGUUUUUUGUUUGCUUCUAACACACUCGACCAACCGGAUGUCAGAUGUAAAGAGGAAGUUGGUGAGGAUAUUGAACCUGGUAGUGAAGCUGUGGCUAGUUAUAGCAGUGAAUUGCUUCAAGAUACUCUUGGAACCAAAUCACUCUUGCAUCUGCACCUAGACCUUGCGUUGCAAGUUGUUCAUGGAUUCGCUGCUGAACCCAUAACAGAGGAGUUGAAGAAAGAGGAAGAGAGGAGGCAGGAAAGUGAGCAUGCCGAGGUGGAGUCCUCCACAUUUCUCAGCUCUAGGCAUUCAUUAGAUCAAUCCCUUGAGUCAGACACUUUAACCAACACAGAAGAGUUUGAGUCAUUCAAUAACACAAUAAUCCUCCAAAGUGGAGAAGGUCAAGAGAAACUUGAACCUGUUGUAAAUGAGUCAGAAUUGCAAGAUGAUAUUAACUCUACUGGUCCAGGCAAUCAGGAAACAUUGCACCAAAGAGAUGAAGAUGAGAACUUUGUUAAUCUGAUAGUUGAGGAAAAUAUUGUACUGGCAAAUAUAACUCAUUUUAGACAACCAGACCAUGUAGAAAGCUAUGAACCUGAACAGAGUGAGGAUAUUACCUGCUUUUUACAAUCAACCCCCUCAGACAGCUCUUUGGGUCAUGACAAAAGUGCUCAAUCAGAAUCCAGGAGAAGAAAGAUGGGUUCAACUCGCAGGAAUCCUAGAGGUAGACAUGAGGAGGAAGAACAUGGAGAGAGUAAGAUGCGUAGAUAUCGUUACCUUUAUGAUGAGGGAGAAGAGGUCAUAUUGGGAAAAGAAGAAAUAUUUGGCAUCGAAGAGACUGAGUUUGAAAUAUCUAUGGAGCCUAAAGAUAGCGCAAGUGUAGACGAGAAAGAAGGAGAGCAGAUGGAAAAGGAGAAUUUCCAAACAGAGGAAGACACAGAAAACAUAGAAGAGACAGGAAGGAGGUUAGAGUGGGACAUGGGAACAGUGGAAGGAUCUGGUGUUGAAACAUCGGAAGAGUCUCUGAUGUUAUUGGAACGGGAGCAUGGAGCAGAUGAGGAGAAGAAAGGAAUGGAAGAAGAAAGUCUGAUUGAACCCACCCCUUUUGAUCAAUACAUCGAUUCAUUUGGUAUUGCAGAACAAUUAUAUAACCAAGAGAAAGGCAACAGAUUCACUGUAGACUCUGUCAAUACAGAAACUGAGAGCAACAAUGAAGCAAGCAUGGCCCACAUAGUUGACCCAAGAGCGCCAUUCAGUGUUGGACUGGACCAAUCAGGAGACACUUUACUCAGGGAGGAAGAGGUUAGUGAUUUCACACUGCUUGUGAAUAAUUCUGAAGUGAGCAAGAGCAGCCAAAUAGCAUAUGACUGUGCUCUUACACUAGAGUCAGAUGACACUUUCAGCACUGAUCCCAAAAUCUCUCCUAGUCAACUCAUCCAAACUCCCUGUAUGGAAAUCACUAACCCCUUUCUCAACCCAUUAUUACCGCAGAGUAUUCAGGGGAAUGAGGAGGAUGCAAACACUGACCCCAAUACCACAGGGGGACUGGACACAUCAGAGGUCAUUUUACUCAGUGAAGAGGAAAUGAGUGAUCAUGUGCCGCUUGUAAAUGAAGUGAGUGUCAGUAGCCAAAUGACGUGUGAUGAUAGAACUCUCACAACAGAGCCCUGCCAAACAGAUGAGGCUUUGAGCACUGAUCCCAAUAUCUCUGCUAGUCAACUCAACCAAACUCCAUACUCGGAUGAAAGCCAUAACUCUUUUCCCAAUUCACUCUUACUGCAGAGUGUUCAGGACCAAGGUGAUAAUGCAGCAAACACCGACUCCAAUCAGAGUCCUUCUCCAAGCAGGAGGAGAAAGAUGGGGUCGACUCGUAGGCAUCCUAGAGGUGUACAAAGAGAAGAGGAAGGCACAGAGGAGAAACAAGAAGGGGAAAUAGAAAGCACAGAGGAGAUAGAAGACAAGAGAGAAAACAUGGAUGCAGUGGAAGGUUCUUGCAUGGAGUUUGAAAUGUUGAUGGAAUCUAAGGAUGGAGCUGGUAAUGAGAAGAAUGAAGGAGAAGAGAGAAAUGAGGAGACUGUCCUGACUGACCUCAGCUGGUCAUUCAGUACUUCAAAUCAAGAGGGAAGAAACAUAGAGGCUGACAAUAUAGAAAGUGAGAGCCAAUCAAUUAUAAAGCACUCAAUGGACACAAAACUCUUGCUUCUACGUGAAUCAGAUUUCGCUGAGAUUAGGGAAACUCUUCACAACCCUGAUGUUCCUACUCUUGAGUCCCAUCUGACUGAUGACACACUGAUUUCAACAGAUAAAGUUAGAGAGGUGGAGGAGAUAGAAGUAGAAGUGAAAAUAGUAAUGGAGAGCCAGAGCAUCCAAACUCCCUCUGACGCAGCAGCUCUUACAGUAGAGGCCCAAGAGUCAGGUGACAUGGUUUGUAUAGACCCUCAUAUCUCUGCUAUUCAACUUACCCAAACAGCAGACAUGGAACAAUGUCUGUUAACACAAAGUAAUAGCCCCAGUCUUCCUUCGAAAUCAUCUCUGUCUCUGAGUUCCCAAUCUCGCGAGGUUGUUGGUGAAUCCAAAGCUACAGGGAAUAGAAGAAAGAUGGGCUUUACUCAUCGGACACAGGGAGGACUCCACGCAGAGGAAGAGAAGCAGGAGACAGGAGAAAAUAUAACAGAGGCAGUGGUCAGAGCGGAAACCAUCGGAAAUCCAGAAGUCAAUGCUGUUUUGGAAAGAUUUCAAGAGGAGCGCAGGGCUGAAGCUGUCAGUCUGGAGGACCAACAGGAGAUACAGAGCACAGAGAAGGAGACAAUACUCAUAGAGGUGGUUGCCUCAAGCACUGUUUUGAGUGGAAAAGGGUCUGAACCAGUGGCUCCAGCUCCACAGCCAGGCCCUGGGAAUAAAAGAGGUCAAGAAAAGGCAGAGCGUGUGGAGAAGCCCCCGGGUACCUUCGGAAGCUCUGGCUCUAGUUCAAACCCCUACAACGUGGUGAUGGUUGGAAACAGCAGUGUGGGCAAAACCUCCUUCAUGAGGCGUUUCCAAAGUGGAGAGUUCUGUCUGCACCACGAUGCAACCAUUGGUAUUGAUACCUGUAUACAGUCUGUGACAGUGGAUGCAAGCCCAGUGACUCUACAGUUAUGGGAUACUGCAGGUCAGGAAAGAUUCCACAGCAUCACCAGACAAGUGUUCCACAAAGCCCAGGGUCUAAUGCUGAUGUAUGACAUCACUUCCUCUCAGAGCUUCUGUGACAUCUGCUACUGGGUCAAUUGCAUUCAGGAGGGGGCUCCAGAUGAUGUCAUCGUUAUACUCCUUGGGAACAAGACUGAUUGUGCUGAUCUAGAACGAGAGGUUCAGACUCAUGAAGGGGAGAACCUUGCAAAGGGGUACGACAUGCUCUUUAUGGAGUGUAGUGCUGCAACAGGUGACAAUGUGACUCUGUCUAUGGAAACUCUGGCAAGGAUGCUAAAGCAGCUGGGUGAGCAGACAAGACAAGAAGAGGGAAGCUUGGUGUUGCAGAAAGAACCCCCAAAGAAGAAAUCGGGCUGCUGCUGAUCAAGGUGGAGAAGAUUGGUACAUGUCAUAAUCUGCAGCACAUACACGCACGCACAUACGCACCCACGUACACACACACAUGCAUUUGUGCCCUAUAUGCUCUUAUGAUUGUAUUUUUACUUCUAAAUGUUCUAUAUGUAAUAUAUCAGAUUUAAAUUAAAAAAACAUUUGUCAAUGCAUGCCAAAGCAUAUACUGUAGUGGUAGUAAUGUGACGCUUGAGAUGAUUCUCCCUUUUCUACUUCUUUCAAACACUGUUUGUGGGGGGAAAAAUAUAUUUAUUCAAUUAUGAAGAGAUAUAUAUUCAUACCAACACUAUUUAUUUACAGUAGAUAGUGUCAUAUUACAAUUUAUUGUUGUGUUUCUUUUUGCUUGUAAAACAUCCACCUAUGCAGUUUAUACAAGCCUAAUAAAUACAUAAGACAUUCAA
Salvelinus fontinalis (brook trout) is the source of this 16710-nucleotide messenger RNA. RefSeq lists its product as uncharacterized. The coding region runs from base 2588 to 16282 and encodes 4564 amino acids. Gene Ontology annotation, molecular function: GTP binding; GTPase activity. The transcript has 9 exons. Lineage: Eukaryota; Metazoa; Chordata; Actinopteri; Salmoniformes; Salmonidae. The record is from RefSeq and is a predicted model, not a curated record.